This is a messenger RNA of Folsomia candida, 7782 nucleotides long. Its product is annotated as serine-rich adhesin for platelets. NCBI's taxonomy places the organism in Eukaryota, Metazoa, Arthropoda, Collembola, Entomobryomorpha, Isotomidae. The coding region runs from base 1023 to 7511 and encodes 2162 amino acids. Gene Ontology annotation, molecular function: actin monomer binding. The record is from RefSeq and is a predicted model, not a curated record. The transcript is spliced from 17 exons.
GUGUGUUGCCGUUGGUGGAUUAAGUAACACAAUUUUCGUGGACUCAGGUGGAGUUGUGAGAGCUACAUAAUCCUUGAGGUAUCAUGUAGCUGAAAUCAUCAGAGGCUGAUGCACACAGUAUUUUAUUAACAAAUUCUGUCUAAAGGGAGUGAUGUGAAAAGUAUUACAAAAUUGUUAACAUAGGAAAUUACAGUGUUUGUUUUUGGGUGUAAACUUUUGUGCUCAUCAAUUAAAACGUAACGACGACGCAGGAGGAGGUGUGGUGGCUGAACGGGAAGCAUUAUAUAGCUGUUUUAAUAAGCAAUCAACACUAGCUUUUAGAAAAUUAAUGUGCCUUUCCUCAUGUUUUGAAUAUAUGUUAGUGUUUUCUUACAAAGUUUAAUAUAUACGAUAACUUGGUUCAUCAUUUUGAACUGAAUUGUUGAAUGCCUGUUGUGCCCGUGACAUGAAAAGGUAUCAGCAGAGUGAAAGAAACGGAUGACGAAUUCUCCCAUCAACAUAAACAUUUCGUUUGACAAAACUCGUUCUCGAAAAGGAAGACAAAAAUUUGUCUCAAUUAUGACUUGUGCGGUGUUUCUUACAACGUGAACAACGGGAUUUUACACACGAGUGAGUUGGCCCAGGGCGAGCAGUGACUGUGAGAAAGUUGCAAAGUUGAGGUCGAAACACAACUAUUAAUAAAUUAAGUACAGAAUUAUUACAUAUUCUGGAACAGUUGUUUCUAUAAAAAUCAAGAUAUUUUUCAUCUAUUGAUCAAUUCGUCCCCUCGUAUUUAAGCUGUUCCAUUGAUUGACUGACUGGUCCAAGAGGCCAGUCAAACACCUGUCAAAAUUUUGUGUCUCAAAAAAAAAUUUUGGGGAUCGUCGUCCUCAUACGGUCCCCAAAGCAAAAACAAUCAAAAUGGGAUAAACGCAACGCUGCCUUCCACAUCGAAAACGGAUGCCCAGAACAGUUCCUCCACGUUGAGCUUGAAUGAUCACUCCUCUCUGAUUUCAAAUAGACGGAAAAGUCGUAGCAGCAUCAUGGCGCCCCCACCUUCGACAACAGCCUCCUCCGGCGCACCCACAAUCCACCCAUCGGUCCGAGACGUGACUGAGGACACACCAGCGGACCUUUUGGAAGGGACGAUGGAGCUGUUGGUGGUUCUUCCCUCAACGUCCACCGUUCGAAUGACCGUGGAUCGAAGAACGCCAAUGUUGGAUAUUCUCAUCAACGUGGGAACCCACAAUAAAUUGAACCCUGGAGACCAUAUUGCGCAAGUACGAAAUCAACGGGGAUUUGAACUUCCAUACAAACCAAGCACUCCAAUAGGUGCUUUAGAUACAACGACGAUUGAAAUUGUGCCAAAAAACAAAGUCAACGAUUACAUUGUUGUGAAGAAGCCUUCAAGGGUCGCAAAUCAACCAUUCGAACACACUUUCAGAUUGCAAGUACACCUUCCGCGGAAUCAAUUGUAUGUUAUGAGAGUUAGCAUGAAAACCGUGCUAGAAGAUAUCCUAAAAGAAGUGUGCCAAGAAAAGAACCUGGAUAUUCUGAAAUAUGAGAUCCGUCAUCCAGGGAAUCUGGAUGAAAGACUCCCACUUAAUGGAACUUUGGGGGAGUUUGGUCUUCACGAGAUAACAGUUGUCUCUAAAAAUACAAAAAUCAGCAAUUCCGUUUCUACUGCUGACAUUAUUGCACUGCAACAGACUGAUAACGUAGGAAGAGGGAAAGGCUACUUGGAUUCUUCCUUCAAACAUAGCAGAUCGAGUGUUGGGGACAGCAGCGUCAGUAGUGGAAGUACAGGAAGCGCUCGAGGACUUUCUCCAACCCGAUCGGACGACUCUAGAUCUGCGUCACCUUUCUCUAUGCACUCUCCAGGAAAACUUAGUCAUCGACCAAAUUCUGGCUCUUCCUCAGAUGUCAAUCGUCCUGUCCCAGCAGUAGUCCACAAGUCAAUGUCAAUGUCCAACAUGUUUUCUCCAGCAGCUUCAACGUCUCCGGCAUCGAGUGGGAUCCACCCACCUCCGCGGAAUAAAAAACGAGCUGCUCCCCUCCCACCCCCGCUUCUUAAAUCCCUAACAAUGUCAUCAAUGCCCACAGCAAGUGCAAUAGACGAAAAACAUUUAGGAACCAGGGUGACUCCAAAAAAGAAGGAGGCACCAAGAGCUCCAGCUCUAAUGUUAAAAUCGUCCCUGACAUCAUCUGCCACUCAGUUGAAUCAGUCAGCUCAUCAUCAUCAUGAAUCUAAUCAUUCGCGACAUAGUUCUGGUAGCAGUGGUGGGUACAACGAAGGCGGUGUGUUCGGUCUGACACAAAAUGAACUCCAUCGAUAUGACAGACAAAGUUCAUCACCAGCAAUGCUAUCGAGGCAAACGAUAGCAAAGAGUGCUUCAAACCUGACAACGACUUCCAGCACAUCAAACACAUCUUUGGCAUCCUCAUCUGGAGGUGGAUCGAAGAAACGCAAAGCCCCGACGCCCCCAACAGCCCUCCCCCCACUAAAACCACAGUCUGAGAUUGAUGAGGAAGACUACUCUGAGUCAUCUUCCCUGAGUGGUCCAGUUGGUGUUCCAGCGACAGCCAACAAAUCUGAUAAGAAGACUGGACAACCGCAAAACAGUGUAGAAGUGAAAGUGGAUGUACACAAAAGUUCUAUCACUGCUGACGUGCAUGCGAGUACCCCAAUUUCAGUAAACACUUGUAAAGAGGAAGAUCAGUACAGUUUUUCUACCCCUGCAUCAAGUCUUAGCAGUCCGGGGUCUUACUUGUCAAGUUCUUCCACUUCCCCAUUACCACCAAACACUGAGACUCCUGGCCCUGCUACCGACCUAAAUCCCAACAGUAGCCCAACUAUCCUUCAGGGUAGUAAUUUUUGCUCCAGUUCAAGUGAACCUGUUGUUGAUAGCAUGCAGUCUUCCGACCACACGCCUACUGGUAGUUCUCAAGUCCCUGCACCAUUACCUCCACCUCGGAAAACAAGGGAAGUUCCACUACAGGAGGGAAUCACAGAACAACCCCAGCCAAAACCACGACCAAAGCCAAGACUAGAUCGUAAAAGCAGUGACAGUCCAGCCAUAUUGUUACCGGAUCUUGUCAGCAAGCCAUCCUUGACUUCUUCUGACAAUGAUGAAGAGGAAUCAGGAAAUCUGCCACCUCAAGCACAACCAGUACAUGCAAAUCAGCUUAGAAACCCCUUGUCCAGAUAUGGCGUCAAAGUUCUGCCUGACCAAGUUCUCAAGGAACGAGCAGACCGUCUUGCGAAAGCAGCUUCAACAACUUUCUCAGAUAAUGAGGAUAGAAGUGAAAGUAAAUAUGAGCCCAGCUCUCAUUCCAAGGAAGGUGGCAGUGGUGGAAGUGUAGCAUCACGCAAUAAAAAAACAUCGGCGCCACCCCCACCAACAAAUUCCAGCACCACAAUUAAGCCUCCUCUCCCACCAUCUUCAAAAAAUUCUGCUUUCCAACUUCGGAAACGAGACUCGGACAGUUCUUCCCCGUCAGAGUCCACUAAAAUAGUAAAAGAUGAAUCGAAACCUUACAAGGCUAUUCCCAAACGACAAAAAUCUCAAGACGAAGAUUCAGAUAAUUUGGAAGAAAAUCUUGAACUUUUUGAGCCUGUUAUUUCAAAACCCAGCAAGCACAAUUUAAUUUCUUGGGACAGCCCCACGUCGUCACUUUCUAGUGGCACUGGCCAACCUAACAACUUACAAACGGUGAAAACACCCUCUGCUCCACAUCCUCAGUCGUCAACCACAUUAAAACUUCAAUCAUCCGUUGCUAGUAAUGACACCAUAUCAACAACCGGGCCAAAAGACAGCUCCAGAGUACUUUCUUCGAGUGUGUCAGAUUUCCAGGAGUUUAAGCGAAAAUCUGGCGACAAGGAAAAAUUGCAGGUCGAUGCGAUGGGGUUAGUUAGAACAAAUUCGGAUCGUCUCGCCAACACAAGCAAAGAUAACUCUCAUUCAAAUAAUAUUUCUCUGGCUGAAGAUGGGAAAAUGUUGAACCGAUGGCAGAAUUUGGAAUCACUUAAUGAGAGCAGCACUGAUCCUUCUGAUGCUUCUAAUCACAAAAAUACUAACAAUUUACCAACGGUGAAGGGUGAGGUUGCUCGUAACACUUCCGCACAGUUUGCUAAACGGUCACAUGCAAAACUUUCUUCAUCGGAUCGUGACUUUCAUGAAGGGAAACUUAAUUCAGUUGACCAAACGGAUGAUGUAGAUGAUGCCGGACACACUUCAUCUGAAAGUGAAGUUUCAUAUACUGACUCCGGUAUUCCGACAACCAUUACUCCAUCCCCAAUGGAUUUUGAUGCAAGAAUUUCUGACCAUGAUGACGACGAUCCAGAUAGUCCAACAAAAGAAAAGACGUCAGAGUCUAGAGGAUCGUCCAACAGAUCCUCAUUUCGAUCGGAUGAGGGUGACCAAUGGAGGGACGUACUCAAGAAGAAGGCUGAAAAUAGUCAUGAGGCACGGGAAAAAACUUUUCAAUCAAUGCUACCUCAGAGCUUAAAUAAUGUAGAAACUAAGGACAAAAUUAAGCUCGAUUCGGAUGAAUUGAAUAAUUAUCAAAACAGAACUGAACGUUCAAGCACCGACGAUGACCAAAAUCUUACAAAAGAGUCUACGCAGAGACAUAGCUCCUCCGAAUCUGCUUCUUCAAGAAAACUUUCAAAAUCUGAAUCAUUUUCCGAAUUCGAGUUUAUUCAAAUGAAGAGAAAGCAGUUUGCAGUUGGGGACAGAUAUGAAAAAGUUCAGAGUUUAAGCUCAAAUUUGUCGUCAUCUCGUCAUUCGAGCUCAGAAGAAGACCUGACACGUUCCACAGAAACUCAAGUCAAUAAAAAUAUAAAAAGUGAGACUACUGAGGUAGCAAGAAAUCCAAUGUACUUUUCCAGUGGGGGCGUCAAGCAGCAGGAAAAGCAUGAAAUCAAAGCAGAAAGCAGCUCUCUUCACAAGACCACGAGUCUUAAUGAAAUCCAAAAGUCAGAGUCGUCAUCACAAAACGAUCCUGAAUUGAUGAAAGCAAUUCAAUCUCAACUCGAAGAACAGUUUGAACAAUGGAAACUGGAUUUCAUUAAAAACCAAGUUGAGCCAGGAACUACUACCAACGAUUCAAAGUCUCAAGUAAGCUCAAUUGUCGAACGGGAAAAGGAACAAGAAAAUAAAUUAAUCGUCGAAUCUUCGGGUGCAAUGGAUAGUUCGAAACGGGAUUCCUAUUCUUCCGACGAUGGCUCAGAUGAAAACCCAGUUCCCAGCAGUGAACCUUUACAUCGUGACGAAUAUUCUCACCAGCCAUCAUCGACUGUGACUUAUUAUUCAGAAGAGACGACGACUUAUCACAAUAACUUGGAAGGUACUCGAUCAAUUAGAAGCUCUGAGCAAGUAAGAGACAACAAACCGAUUCAAAAAUAUACGGGCCCCCCAACCAUAAACAUGGGUUCAUGGACUGAACGACCACGAACAACCGUUUCCGUGAAGAAAGACGAGGACUAUAUUAUGGGAUUUGGUCAAGCCAAUCCUAAAGUAACUCCAACAGUUGAAUCCAGAUCUGCAGGAAAAGCCCCCCAAAAGCCAUUUUUUAACCAAUCUUUCAAUCAGAGCACGACCUCGUCACCUAAACCUGCACCUCAAGUUAUUUCACCCACUUUCCGAUCAGUGGUUGAAACCGUUGCUCCUUCUUCAAAACCAGACACUCCUUCACCCAACAACAAUAAUAAUAUUAAAGGAAUUUCUGCUACACUGAAUGCUCGUCCAAUCUCUUCAGUAGAUUCAGUUGACUCAGUGAGCACCAUAAAAAGUGUCCUUUCCACUUGGAAGCAACGAGUUGAAAGCAGUGAAGACCAAAAGAAAAAGAAUGUCUCUCAGGGACAUCCUCCAGAAAUUGAUAUUUAUGAAAACGAGAGUCCAAACACGUUCACGAGAACUCAUAAUCAAAAAUUUAUCAGUUUACAUGAAGAGUCCUCCAGCAAUGAUUCAGUUAAAAUGCCAAAAUUGCAAAUUGUGGAUGUGGGAGCUAACGUAAAUAUAGAGGCCUCCAAAGAAAAGUUUGACUUUCAAAGGAAGAUGCCAGAAAGUGAACGACCUGUAAUUAUCUCUAGAGAGCCACCUCCUCUUAAGAAACCUGCGACUAACCAAGAACCUGCACCAUCACUGAAAACCCAUGACACUGUAGAUUUGGGUAAACCUAGCAAACCAAUGUUCAAAAUCUCGUCCAUGGAGUCAAAACCAAAAUUAUUGUCUCAAGUUCAAGUGAAAGAAAUUGAACCCCCAGUCCAAACACCAUCUUCAAAUUCAAAAGAAAAUGUUGUCCUACGUAAAUCACAAAUAUCACUCGACAUUUCAUUCCCAGUUGAAAACGAUGGGGGUCCAUCUUUUAAAGAACGCAAAAGGUACUUUCAAGGAAUUUCCCCAGUUGAAAGUCCAAGUAAAGAAGUACCACUUCCAGCAGUGAAUUUGAAAACCAGCAUUGCGACUAUUCAAAAAGUAUUCGAGCAACGUCAACAAAGACCAGAUUCUAAUAGCCCAUCCCCAUCUCCAACUCCCACGCUUCAAAGAAAUCUGGCUUCCAUACCCACGAAGCCUGUAACCGUUGUUGUCGAACCUGCACCCAAAAUUAUUAAGAGUCCUCCCCCUGAUAAUGCUGCUGCUGCUUCAGCAGUUCCAUUUGGCCAGGCAACAACGCCCAGACAGUUUCAAAUGAUGUCAUCUGCAGAAAUGGUUCAAAGAGUUUUGGGAAAAUCUUCAAAACCAUCGUUCGAUGCUUUCAGACGAUCUCCGUCUCCAAUUUCAUCGACAAGCUCAACAUUGUCAAGAACCAGCUCAGGUCGCAAUACACCCUCCUCUUCUGCUGCUGCUUCUGAAGGAGUGGUCGAGAAUUCUACUCGCAUCACAAACGAAAUUAAGAAGUCUGCUCCACAUAAUAUUAAAAAUGUUGGAAAUAAGUCAAUAAUAAUCGUAGAAGCUCAGGCAGAACCAGUUAUUAAUACGGAUGCUAGCAAACCUAGUGCUGGAUCUGUUAGCAAUAAUGUGUUUAAACUGCAAAACAGUCUGAGCAUCAGUGGUGGUGGGGCUGGUCAGAAGAAACCUGUUGCCUUCGGGGAAGGUAACAACAAUGUGAAACGAAACAACUCAAUCACGACAACUACAACAAUUACCUUAAACGGCGAGGCGACAUCGACAUUCGGAAAUAAAAUCCCCUUUAACGAAAGGCGGCAGAGUAAUUUGGGCAAAGAAAGUCAGGGUGAUACUACUUCUGUUUCAAUUGUUGAGCGAAAAUCUUCAAUUCCAACGAACGGAGGUGGUCCACCGCCACCUCCACCUCCGCCGCCCAGUUCGGACACAAUCACCAGGCCCCAACAUAUUUCAUUCAGUAAUCGGCCAAAAUCUGAAAUUUUUUCAUCGCCGUCAAGCAACAAGUCAUCCACUCCUAGCAGUCCAAGUGGCAGUGAUCCCAGAUCAGAAAUAUUUAAUGUGAUAAAACAGUCUAACGGAAAUUUUGGAUUAAAAAAGACUGGUUCCACGUUUCUGCUGAAGUAACUUUGUACGUCAGCUAUGGCGUCAAAAAUCGCAACCCGACGCAAUUGUUGUAUUGAUUUGAUGACUGGGACUAGAUGUUUGAUUCCAUGUCAUUUCGUUACACGCAUGGACAUUACUGUACAGCGGAUAGCGGUCAUGUAGCCAUAACUUAUGCUAAUUACAUAUACAUAUUUAAUGGAUGAGAAUUAGUGCCAAUAGUCAUUGAAACGAAAGGUUAAUGUAAUUUAAUAGUUUCCCAUGAAAUGAAUAAAUAUAUAUUUGUUGACAAAUA